This is a messenger RNA of Clunio marinus, 667 nucleotides long. The record is from the annotation of a GenBank genome assembly. NCBI's taxonomy places the organism in Eukaryota, Metazoa, Arthropoda, Insecta, Diptera, Chironomidae.
AUCUGUCAAGAGUUUCGCAUUUUUAAGUCAACAUCCAAAAAAAAGUGAAAAUGUUGAGACUUGAAAAGUAUUGUUGGUGUCUUGGACUUGAAACUGCAGGACUUCUAAUUGGAUGGAUGUCACUAAUCAGUUGCAUCUUUUACGUCAUAAUAUUUGUAAUCAGUGGCUUCAGUUUAACUUUCUACGGCAAUGGAACUAAUGAAGAUAUUUAUGGUGGAAUUGGUUUAUGGUUAGCAGCAAUAAUUUCUGUUGGUCUUGCAUACAUCUGUUGGAUUUUUAUUCAAGGAAUAAAGACUAAAAACCCACCGAAAAUGAUGCCUUAUAAAAUAUGUUUAAUCGUUGAGAUUGUGGUGACAAUUUUCUUGCUUAUGUGGUUGAUUUUCAUAGAUCCUGAGUCAAAUUCAACUUGGAAGAAAUAUUCACAAAAUAUAUCUCACAUCACUGUUCUUGGUGCAACCGUAUUCUUAUUGAUAUUUGAAGCCUACCAUUACAUUUUUCUCGAUUCAUUGAUGGAGAAGCUAAAAGAUGACAAAACUUCUUCAAACGCAGUUUAAACAAAAUCACUUUUAUUCAAUAUUCAACAUACUAAAUUUACAUUAUUAUUAAUAAAGUUUUAUUUUUUCCUUCGCAUUCUUCUCUCAUAUUUAUAUUUGUGUUAGUUCAUGAG